AUGAUUAGAUCAAAAGUUUUUACAAAAUUUAUUAACUAUAAUAGAAUCAACUCAACAGGUUCUAUUAAACAAUAUCAAUCAAACACAGGUUCAUUAUUAAAUGGAUUCAACAGCAUAAAAUCAAAUAAUCAAAUAAAUAAUAAUAAUAAUAAUAAUUAUAAUAAUAAUUUUAGUAUCCAAUCAUAUCAAAAAAGAGAUAUUUCUUUUUUCACCAAUGUCUAUAAUAACUUCAUGCAGCUUGUUGAAUCCAAUCCAGAAUAUGUUAAAUUAAUGGAGGAUUUCGAUAGAGUAUUUUUAAAUAAUAGAUUUAAGAAACAAAAAGAAAAGGAAGAGCAAGAUAAAAAAGAUUUAGAAGCUAAAAUGGAGGCAUAUUCAAAGUCAGCAGAGCAACGUGCAAAAGAAGAAGCAGGUUUACCAGAAGAAGAGGUUAGAAAGAGAAGAGAAGAGGAACAAAAACUCUAUGAAGAAUUACUUAAUCAAAAGACCAAAAAAGGUGAAAAAACUGAAGGUCGUCCAAUGCCAAGUGGUGAAGUUAAAGUCAAAACUGAUGGUGUUUCACCAUCCGAACAAUCUGAUGCCCUCAAGCAUUUAAAGGAUAUUUACGAUAAAGCUCAAGGUAUUCGUCCAUUACCAUUCGAACCAAAUAGAGAAGAACCAACAUUUGAAAAUUGCCAAGAGUUUAUGUUUGGUGGUGAAUUUGGUUUAUAUGAUUUAGAUGCAACCAAUCUCAUUGCUGACUCAAAUCCAUCAAUCGAAUACUUAACCUUUACAGAACAAUUUAAUAUGGCUAUGGAUACAUAUGAAGAUGUUGGCAAAUUUUUAAUUAAAACCGAUUUAGAUGCUCGUGCUGCCAAUGUUAAAUACGAUACAAUUGAUUGGGAUGAUUUCAUUUAUAGCGAAGAGGAAUUUCAAGCACUUCCAAAACCAUAUUUAGAAUUUUUACAAAGAAAGCUCGAAAUGGAAUUUGGUGACAAAAUUAGAGAAAUGGAAGCAAUAGAAGAGAAGAAAUUAUUCGAAAAAGAAGAACGUUAUAAAGAAUACGAAAACCAAGAAGAGACAGGUGGUAGAGAUUUAAAAAGUCCAGAUAACCCAAACAACUACCCAGUUAAACUUGAAAAAAUCGAAAUUAAACCAACUCUAAAAGAUCCAAUUUUUAUUAAAGUUGUAGACAAGCUUAUGGAUAUUCUUACCCCACCAGAAAAAUACGCAACCUCCUAUGUUUAUGAUACACUCAUUAAAAAAUUCUACAAAGGUUCACCAACUAAUAAUAAGAUCAUCAAUGAAUGGGAUACUUAUCUACCAGAAACCUCAUUAGAAACACUUUUAAUGGAAUUAAGAACCGACUUUUUACCAAAUUACUUUUAUCAUUAUUUCCGUGGUAAUCUUAGAGAAUUGGAACAAUAUACCGAAGAUGAGUAUAUGGAGGAAACUGCAAAAUUCAUCCACACUUUAGAAGGUAAUUAUAAAAUUCUUAAUCAUGAACUCCUUGGUAUUUCAAAAAUCAAUUUCUGUAAAUUCAUGAAUGAAGAAGAAGCCACAUAUUUAAAGGUUUCAAUUAAAGUAUUACAUAAAAUGGGUCUUAGAGAUUACAAUGGUAACCCAAUCGAAAUUGCAAAAGAAGAAAGACAUGGUGUUUAUAUUUCACACUUUAGACUUUAUUUAACUUUAGAUCCACCAAAGAAUAGAUUUGGUUGGGUUGUUGGUAAAAUUAGACCAUCAAUUCCACACAAAGUACUUAAUUUAGUUCCAGAUAAUGAAGUUGACCAAUAUGAUUUUGCAGAUUUUGAAGUUGAAGAAAAAAGAGAUAAAAAAGGAAAAAGAGUAAAAAGAGAAAAAAGAGAAAAAAAAUUAAAUAGACCACUCACCGAAGAAGAAAAGCUAGCUUCAAAACCAAAAUAUGAUGCUGAUGCUUCAGUUAGAUAA
Messenger RNA from Dictyostelium purpureum, 1923 nucleotides. RefSeq lists its product as uncharacterized. Lineage: Eukaryota; Evosea; Eumycetozoa; Dictyosteliales; Dictyosteliaceae. The transcript has 4 exons. The coding region runs from base 1 to 1923 and encodes 640 amino acids. The record is from RefSeq and is a predicted model, not a curated record.